Molecule: messenger RNA, 1299 nt
Organism: Phytophthora sojae
Lineage: Eukaryota; Oomycota; Peronosporomycetes; Peronosporales; Peronosporaceae
Exons: 2
Coding region: 1-1299 (432 amino acids)
Biological process (GO): protein modification process
Cellular component (GO): P-body
Source: RefSeq, a predicted model, not a curated record
AUGCAGAACGCCGCGCACUGGCAGACGAGUGAGUUGGCGUGCGCCAUCUCCUACCGCCUGCUGGAGGGCGAGGCGGCCGAAGGCUACAAGCAUGGACUGGUAGCGCGCGUGGGCGUGCCCAGCAAGUACGUGGCACCGCUCGUGGACCGCGCGUUUGCGCUGCACCCCGCUAUGUACACAGUCGUGGAGGAGGACGAGGAGGCUCCCGACGGGCUUCCGGACUUGAUCUGGGACGAGUACGAAAAUCUGGACUGGAAGAGCGUCCUGGCCGGAAAGGUGGUGGCCAACGCCUACUGCGUGCGCAAGGGCCUCUCGCGCAAGGCGCAGCUGUCCAUCUACCUGUCCAAGUACAUCAUGAAGCACCCGGACUGCAAGCUGAGCAAGGCACUGCCCCGUACGCUCGUGGUGGAUACGUGGGAGGCGUACGACGAGAGCAUGGCUCAGUUUGGCAUCUCGUUCCGCCAGCGACUGGACUCGUGUCUGUGGGAAGUGAAGCAGACUCUGGAGACGGAGGGAAAUACGUGGAUCAUGAAGCCCAGUGCCACCAACAAGGGCGCCGAGGUUAACGUGAUCAAGGACUUCAAGAAGUUGCGCAGUAUCGUCAACGAGUGGACCGACAUUCGCGAGUGGGUCGUGCAGGAGUACAUCCAGCGUCCGCUGCUGCUUCGCGGCCGCAAGUUCCACAUCCGUGUAUAUGUUCUCGCUGUCGGCGGUCUCAAGGUCUACGUGUACCAGCACUGCCUCGUGCUGUGUGCUCUUGAGCAGUACCGCGAGGCUGAUACGGACAACAACUACUCGCACAUUACCAACACGUUCCAACAGCAAAGCCACCCGGACUUUGUCGAGAGCGAGUGCGUUUUGCUUCUGGACGACAUCGAAGAGAUUCUUACCGAGCAAGGCAUCCCUGAUGCUGCUGGCAAGAAGGCUAAGAUUCUUGCUGACAUUGGUCACAUCACUGCUGAGACUUUUGACGCGUACAAGGGCGAGUUCUCGGUCUUCCAGCCACUGCCCAACUGCUUCGAGAUCUAUGGCGUGGACUUCAUGGUCGAUGAGGACUUCAACGUGUGGCUCCUGGAGUUCAACCCCGGUCCGGACUUCAAACAAACUGGUGACCGCCUUCAUUUCGUGAUCUGUGACCUGAUGGCCGAUACUCUGACCGUCGUCACGAACGAGUUCUUUUCAGAGGACGAGGACUCGUCGGCAAAGGACAAGGCCGAUAUCGGUGCAUUUGCGGAGGUGUACGAUCAGCAGUGGGGGGCCCUUUCCAAGGAGCGCGCAUCCAUGAAGUUUGUGGAGUAG